AUGCAUUGGUACGGAGGGAGUAUCGCGGAGGCUGUUACGUUAUCUAAACAAAGAAAUGCAUUUUUUUUCGUAUUUGUUGAAGGUCACAAUGAACAGUCUGCAGAAAUGUCUGCAACAAUUGAUGAUAGUGCGGUGGAUAAAAGGUUGUCAGAUCCUGAAAAUUUCCUUGCAAUCAAAUUAAAGAGCGGAUCAAUUUACUAUACACAUUUUGCACAAAUCUAUCAAUUUGUUCCUGUUCCAUCUCUCUUUUUUAUAAGUAGGAAUGGAACACCACUAGAAGUUGUCUGUGCAGGAGUUGAGGCGCAAAACCUGGCAACAAGGAUAGAUAGGAUAUUAGAAGAACACAAUAAGGAGAAACAGCGGGCAGUGCAACCAUCCACAUCAAGCCAGAGUUUGAAAGAGCAAACGGUCAACCUUCUGCAAGCCGAAGCUGCUGUUAGUAAUAAGGAAGCUGCAGCAACACCACCAGUAGAUAAAAAACCUCCGGCAGAUGUAGAACCAGAAACUUCAUCAGAACCAGCGGCUAAAGUAGCUAAGACAGACUAUCACGAAGUCACGCAUUCAGGACAAGAAUAUGAAGUUGUAUGCGAUGGUGACGUAUGCGUGAGGAAACCGAAGUCGAAACCCGAAGAGCCCGGACCGAGUUCUACAGUGACUCCUACUGCCGAAUCAAAGGAAACUCCUGCAUCGUCACAGGCUGAUGUGGUCAGUCCGGAUGAGAAGGUAGAGCGAGCCAAAGAACUUAUUGAUGCUAUAAGAAAAGAAAAGACUGAGAAGGAGAAAGAGUUGGAGAAGCAAAAGGAAUUGGAGCGUCGUGCUAUCGGUCAAGGUGUGGCAGAAUUAAAAAGAUGGCAGGCCGACCAGGAGUUAAAACAAAUUCAGGAGGAACGGAAACGUGAGAAAUGGAAAAAAACCUCGCCCAGCAACGUAUCCUGGAGCAAAUAG
Molecule: messenger RNA, 945 nt
Organism: Parnassius mnemosyne (clouded apollo)
Lineage: Eukaryota; Metazoa; Arthropoda; Insecta; Lepidoptera; Papilionidae
Source: the annotation of a GenBank genome assembly